Molecule: messenger RNA, 871 nt
Organism: Triticum dicoccoides
Lineage: Eukaryota; Viridiplantae; Streptophyta; Magnoliopsida; Poales; Poaceae
Exons: 4
Coding region: 288-776 (162 amino acids)
Biological process (GO): regulation of DNA-templated transcription
Cellular component (GO): nucleus
Molecular function (GO): DNA-binding transcription factor activity
Source: RefSeq, a predicted model, not a curated record
CCUUCCCAGAGUUUUUCGAUCCAGCCCCGCCCCCUUCAUGCCCUCGCCGCCACCACUGACGGCGCCCUACCCUCCCCUCGAUCUCAGAUCGCAUCGAGCUCCCCCUCUCUCUCCCACUUCUCGAAGCUCCUGCGUCCCACCGUCGAACUCGGGCAGCCGAGCGGCAGGGGCGUCCCCGGCGCCGUCGAUCCCAGCCAUGGCCUGCAGCCAGUGGGCGCAAGUCCAGUGGCCCGACCGCGCGCCCCCACGCGCGAGCCUCGCGGAAUCCACCCCCCUCCGUCCGUGACAUGCUGCGGUGGAGAGUUCCCCUUCCCCGUGGCGGCAGGUGCUGGUGGCGGUUGCGCCACGGCACUCGUCUCCCGGCCUGCUCCGACGCGGCGCAGACCUUGCCGGAGCCGCCGCAGAUCGUGGACGCCGCCGUGGAGCCCAACCUCGUCUCGAGGACCAACGACGGUUGGAGUGACUUAAUCGAGCGCUACGAGGGCAUAAAUCAUGGUGAAUAUCUGAAACUGUUGGCGGAUAUCGCAACAUUGAGGCAUGAGCGUGACCACCUAGAGGCCAGCGUGAGGAGGCAGACAGGAGAAGACCUGCCGUCCGGCACAACCGCGGCAGAGCUCCGCGGUCUGGAGCACAAGCUAGAGUGCGCGCUAGGUAAAGUCCAUGAAACGAAGGUAUGCGUGUUGUUACAACACCCUGUACUGCACAAUAUUCACCACGGCACCCAGCCUGUGGAACACUUCAAAUCUUUGGAGUCGCCAAUGUCUUCCUGCAGAUGAUUGAUGAGCUGAUCUUCCACCAGUGGUAGCGGGAGGUGGUGCUGGAGCAGUACAUCGAUCAGCAGAUCAUCCUGCCAUUUGGGCAGGGAGAAGCU